This is a messenger RNA of Rhinocladiella mackenziei CBS 650.93, 2196 nucleotides long. RefSeq lists its product as uncharacterized. The record is from RefSeq and is a predicted model, not a curated record. NCBI's taxonomy places the organism in Eukaryota, Fungi, Ascomycota, Eurotiomycetes, Chaetothyriales, Herpotrichiellaceae. The transcript is spliced from 3 exons. The coding region runs from base 1 to 2196 and encodes 731 amino acids.
AUGUCGACUCUGGAACCUGCCGAGGGUUCUACUGCCGCGAUCCUCAGUCUCACCAAAAAGUUCCGACAGCUUGGUCGACUUCCCUCGAGUUGGGUUAAAGCAGGGGAUGAUCGGAAUGCCCCAGAAGAAUCCUACCUUUGCGAUAUAUGUCAGCGUCUUGAUUUGAGAGUGGAAUCGUUCUGCGUCCAACCCGGAGACAAUGAGUACGAAAGACAACAUAAAUUCCGAUAUUUGGGUAGAUUGUCCCAAAUUCGGAGGCGAACACACUGUCCGUUUUGUCGGCUCGUCCUCGAGAUUGCAGACCGACCUCCUGACCAACGUACCCCCAGUUUGAUUACCGAUGACGAUCCGGUCUGUUAUGCCCGAUGGGUGGUGGAUGGACAAGAAGACCUGGGACCCGACCCCGACAAACCCGGCGAACACAAGUUUAAACCAAAAACACGACGGCUGCUAAUAUAUAGCGAUCCUCAAGCAUUCAAAGACGGAUACAUAGUUCUGCUGGCGGACGACGCCCCUAGCCGUGAAUUCUUCGGCCGCAGAGUCACGUAUCCUGAUCUCCUCGAUUCCCGAAUCCUUCGUCAGUGGCUUCACGAUUGCGAGACCACACACGGGGAGGAAUGCGAAGAAUCAUUGGUCCAUCCAGACUUGCUUGGACAACCGAGAGAUGUCUUUCGGGCAAUUGACGUGAACAAUAUGUGCAUUGUCGAGACGGCCCAGAGCUCGCGAUAUGUUGCGUUGAGCUAUCUUUGGGGGAAAAACUUCAACCAGCUCUUCACCACCUCCAAGAAUCUCCCCAAGCUGUCACAGCCAGGGCAGCUCGAGAAAGAAAAACUUCCGAGGACGAUCAAAGAUGCCAUCAAGCUGACGAAAAUGCUAGGGGAGAGAUACUUGUGGACAGACAGCUUGGCACUCCUACACGACGACGGCUUUCAAUACCACGAUGACUGGGUUUAUGCUCGUGCUGCUCUGACGGUGGUGGCCGGCUCGGGCAAGGACGCCAAUGCGGGUUUACCUGGAGUGAGAAAAGAAUCGCGAAUGUUCCACCAAGAGAUCGAAGAAGUCAAGCCUGGUCUACGGCUGAUGGUAUCACAUCUCGCCGAAGACUAUAUCUCGACCUCACAAUGGGAUUCCCGUGCUUGGACGUUUCAAGAAAGAAUGCUCUCGCGGCGGUGCCUCCUUUUUGUCAAUGGGCGAAUAUACUACCAAUGUCGACGGACGACUUUCAGCGAGGACAUGGAGAUGCCACGACAUAACGGCUGGUCAUUAGACUCGAUCGACAUGCCGACAAGAAUCUUCCGAGAAAAGCCAUUUGUUCAAUUCACGUCAGCGGUGGAGUUAUACACACGCCGAGAAUUAACCAACCCUACAGACAUCCUCAAUGCGUUUGAAGGGGUGCAACUGGUGUUGGAAAAGAGAAUUGGAUCCAAGAUCUACUAUGGGGCAAUGGAAACGAUGCUCGAUUCGUCAUUGAUCUGGGAAUCCACCAAACGCCUCAUCCGGAGACCAGGUUUUCCCAGCUGGUCUUGGUCCGGCUGGUUUGGAGAGAUUCAAUGGAAAUAUACCGAAACUGCCCGAUCAUGGAUUGAAUGGCACGCUGACUCGGAUGGUGGAAUACAUUCAUUUCCAAAACAGAAUUAUGAGCGAGUCACACCCCCCUUGGAACGACCGGACUAUCCGGGACCGAUGUCCAGCCACAACCAGAGCACCAAGUUUCCUCUGUUGCACUUCCGGACGAUAGCGGCGUUAUUCCCACUCACCUCUCCCGCAUUGAUUCACAAAUCGGUUAUUUCACCUUUAAGAAAAAGGCUCACAGGUCCGAGCGCCUUGUCGACGGUGAGACCGGCUCCGGCGGACCCAGGUCUGAUUCGAGCAGGCAUAGCGGAUCGAAAUGGAUUAUGGUGUGGCACAAUUGACCUCGAUGUUUCUUGGAUGCCACGGGUUGGCACUCCCCUGGAGUUUCUGGUCUUGUCUAGAGUCAGUCGGUUUACCGAGGAUGAACUGGCCAUCUGGGAAGGAUCACUGCCAGAUGGUGUGGAGGAAACUUUGUCACGACGGGAUUAUGGCGUUUAUAAUGUUAUGCUGGUUUCACAACAGGGUGGCAUAUACUACCGGGAGGGUUUGGGACGCAUAUUGACGGAGGCAUUGGAUAGGGCCCUUGAGCCAGGGCUGGUCUGGAAGGAUAUAGUGCUGGGUUGA